Messenger RNA from Equus caballus (horse), 13735 nucleotides. It is a transcript of the gene GAB1, whose product is annotated as GRB2 associated binding protein 1. The record is from RefSeq and is a predicted model, not a curated record. Gene Ontology annotation, biological process: signal transduction. Gene Ontology annotation, cellular component: cytoplasm. NCBI's taxonomy places the organism in Eukaryota, Metazoa, Chordata, Mammalia, Perissodactyla, Equidae. Gene Ontology annotation, molecular function: signaling adaptor activity.
UGGUAUAGCCUACUACACACCUAGCCUGCAUGGUACUGAUCUUAUGGGACCACCGUUUAUGCCGUCCAUCGUUGACUGACAUGUCAUUAUGGGAUGCAUGACUGUAUUGACGUCAUCCUUCCUGGGGAUAUUUUUGUUUUCCAAAGAGUUUGAUAGCCUGUUUUCUAGGAUUUUCUAGAUUAAAUGUAUAACAUUGUGACUCCACUCAAAUGUUGAAAACCCAUACACCUUGCUGGCAGUGUGACUUUUAAAGGGGAGAGUUACUGAAGCUGUCCAUCUCUUGUCUAGUAGAAGUGUCCAUGGACCGGAAAGUGGUUAAACAUGCUAAACCUGUAAAGUCAAGUGGCUUCUAGCUGAGGAUUUGCAUUGACUGCAAGUAUCAGAAAUGUGCUUGUGCUGACUGGAGUAUAUUAGGUAAGUUUAGAAAUAAGAGGCUGUUGAACAAUUUUCCUUGCUUUUCAUGUGCUGCAGAGAAAAGGCUAAAUUCCAUCUGGUGCACACUAUUGUGGGAAUCGUAUGCUUUAGAUUCAUAAACACAGUAUGUUCAAGUUUUCUGGAUUUGGCAUUUGCUUCAAUAUGUUCGGUGUUGAUUUUAUACUGAGUGUCAGAUUCUUUCCUUUUGACUAUAACUGAUUUUUAGUCGUUGAAGAAAGUCAUGCUUAGGUUUAGUACCUGCAGCUGUGACAGGGUUUAUGUGAGCGUCGUUGUCCACCUGAGGUUCCUUCAGGAGUGCUGCCGUAGCAGUCGUGCUUCCAUGAACACUUGUGCUGGUUUAUACCAUUGUCCUGGCAUAACUCACUCUCAAAAGUGGCUUGAUUUGGAAGAAAAAUUAUACGGUUCCCUUGGAUAUGCUGGAGAGUAUCCUAGCAAGCGAGUGGUUCCCACUGUGUAGUCAUUGCUCUCACCUCUGGCCUUCUGUACUCACCUUUCUUUACAAAAAAGAAUCCAGAAUGAUGCUAGGACCAGAAAACCGAAUGAUCCUUGGAAUGCUGUUAGUCUUCUCGGAGGGACAUGAUUACAUAGUCCUUUAGAAGGAUAGAGAUGAUACUCAUGGCUGAGGAAAACCUUUCAUCGCUUUCGUAGAUUGAAAAUACAUUUUCUUAAUGUAACCGAACUUUUCUAGCUGAAUUGAUCUCUUUAAAAACUGGUCAGGGAUGGCUUCUUAGUAAUAUCUGCUGAUUAAAUGAAGUUUUGACACCUAAUGGAUCUUUUGAAGAAUCCAUGGGCUUUUGCAAGCCACACUGCAUUUUUCUCUGUCCAAGCACUGACCGCUCUGUCCGUUUUCCUAUCUCUUUCACUAGAUGGGAGCACCUGCAAGGCAGGGACCAUGGCUUUAUGCAUCUUGCUCCCAGCAUUGAUCAUUCAGUAGGUGUGGAAGAGAGAAAGAGAGAGAAAGAGGGAGAUAGAGGAAGAAAGGGAGCUGUAAGUGAGCCCUGUUGCUUUCUGAUUCCUUUUAGGAGUUGGAGCGCCUCAGCUGCCUGUCUGGAAAUAUGAAAAUGUUUUAGGAAAUGGCCUCCACAAUUUUCGGAAUAGGACAAAUCAUUUAGUUUCCCAAGUUUGCUACUCUGCAACAAGACUUCUCAACCUCACCACUGUUAACAUUUUGGACUGGAUGAUUCUUUGUUGUGGGGGUUGCCUGUGCAUUGCAGGAUGUUUAGUUAGCAGCAUCCUUGGUCUCUACUCACUUAAUGCCAGUAGCACACCCCGUCCCAGCUGUGACAACCAAAAAUGUCUCCAGACAUUGCCAAAUGUCUGAGGGGCAAAAUACUCCUCACAACCCAUCCCCCCCCCCUCCCCCCGCCCCUCUUCGAGAACCACUGCUCUGCAGGAGCUCCUGUCUCGGAUAUAUGUGGAACAGAGGAACCAGCGAAUAACAGAAAUUUGGAGGUGGAAGGGAACUUAGAAAUCAUCUAGCAUGUUGUUUCUCCUGGUGCUUGUCACCCCCACUCCAACACACACCGCUUGUGUGAUACGUGGAGAAACUGAGACUCAGGAAUGAGUGACUAUUAAAAAGAAAAAAUACAAGCAUUUGAGGUAAAACUGAUUUCAGACUAUAGGCUUUUUUAAAUUUGUGUAUAGAUAUUGAAAGGAUGUUCCUUUCAAGUAACUCAAAAUAAGAAAACAUCAGCUUACAGAAAUAGAUAAGGAGGGGAUAAUUCAUAUCACAGAAAAACUAAAGGCUAGCACCACUAAAAAAGAAUUUAAGAUGUACAUUGAACAUUUUGCGGAUUAAAAAGAACAGAGCAAACUCACUAGAAUGUGGCUGGUUUUCUGGCACAGCCUUGUGGAGCUGUGGGGCUUCCCAUUAGACUAUUUUAAGUGUGUGUGUAUAAAAAGAAACAGAGCAGAGCAUUUAAAGCAACAAUAAUUUACCUUUUUCCAAAAAUGACUUGGUUUUUAUAUCUAGAUAGUCGAGGUAAUGGCCUACCUGAUGAGAGGCCUCUACUGGAGGUCAGUUAUGUUUUAUAAGGGCAUUUUGUAUCUUACAGAGAAUUCUCACAUAAAGGUAGGAAUACCAGAUCGAAUAUUAGCCGCUUGUGGUUAUUUGAAGACUCAUCUCCAUAACCAAGAGAAUUUGGUUCUCACACUUUGUACCUUUUACUUACAAACAGCUUUAAACAGGUUUAUGUUGUACUUCAGCAGAAAUUUUAGAGGGUCAGCAGCCUGAGACGCUUUGCAACUGGAAAUAGGCAACUCAGAGUUUCUCAUGCGUGGAAGCCGCCUUUUGUUUUGAUCCCUAUCAUUCUCAGUCUGUCUUUUUCGAGAUUCUGCUGGAAGGACUGUCCUGAGUGAAGAGGUAGAGAAAAUGGCAGGAUCCUGAGACACCGGGUCCACACAGUCCCUGCUCUUUGAGGUAGGGUAAAAUCCAACUGAGGGAUUUUUGUCAGAACUUUGGGUUGAGAGUAUCAGAUUUAGAUUUCGUCUUGAUUGUUCUUUCUUGUUGUUUUGGGACCAUCACAUCUCAUCUUACACGACAGGGAUGUUUCUGAAAAGUUGUGGAUAAAUGCAUUUUUAAUAAAUCAAAAAGCACCAGUGGAAUUUACUAAUUGAAUUUAUCCUAAGGUUCUGGUCACUUAUUUCCUUUAAUAGCCAAGUGAUCACAACCAUUUAUCUCUUUAUAUAAGCUGGGUUUUUCUUUUUUUUAUGUUCUUAAACCUGGCACCUUGAUUCUCAAUGAAAAAACUUGGACCCAUGUAUGUUGGUGAUUUGUUGAACAUUCGUUAACUGAAAACCUGCCGCUCUCUUUUAGUAUUUGAAAUCCCUUGGUAGGGAGACAUGUUUUCUCAGAACCAAUCUUUUGGAGGACCUCAAAAAAUUAGUUAUUUUGGCAAGAAGUCCUAUCUGAACUUUUUGGAUCAUUACAAUAUUAUGCUGAUUUAUCUGAAAAAUGGAUUCUGACUUGAGUAACUGUAGAGUCCUGGCAGACAUGAGCAUGUCAGAUGUCUUGGCACAGUUUUGGGGCAGAGGGGGACUUUCCUACUUCUUUGUGUAAUCCACAAUCAGAAUACGUGGGAGUUUUUUGAAAUUUCUUCUGUGAUACUGCAUGGCUUAGCUUUUCAUAGCGUAUGUGCUGCUCCGUGAAAACAGGCUCUGUGUAUGUCUGUAUAUAUUUAAAUGAAAUGAAAAAGGAGUGAAAUCCAAGAAAUUCCUUAACUUUGCAGUAGUGAUUAUUUUUAGACCAGUUUCGUGUGUUCCAGAAGAUCUCUUUUAAGUCAGUUGAUUGGAACUUGGAACAGAGCUUCCCAUAGAAACAAUAGUAUAGUAUAUGUGGUGGUGAAGUUUCCAGACUAGCCCUCAGAGCUUAUUUAACCUAUCAUAUGCUAACAUGUGUUACAGUACAAAGGACAGUGAUGUGUAGCUUAUCAAAACAUUGUUCAAUGAUGUUCAAUCUGCAACCUGUUUCAAUGCUAGAAAUGAAAUAAUAUUGAAAAAUUAAAAAAAUAAUAAAUUUUAUUUCUCUUAAAAGGUGGGUUUGGAGGCAAAGUAGUUUUAAAGAGACUUGGUGGUGUGGUGGAAGAGCCCCCGGUAGACCUUAAGAUGUCCUGCUUAGCAGUUUGAGCAUCUUGAACAGUUAAGUCAACCUCUCCAGCCUCAGUUUCUUCAAAUGUCAUGAAGUAGUUGUGAGGAUCAGAGCAGAAAGUGCACAUGAAGGGGAUUUGUAAUCUGUAAAGCUUACAGUAUAUAAUCUAUACAAUAUAUAAGUUCUGGUUCUUUCUGUAAUUAUGUAAAUCCUAUGACUUGGCCUUUCUUUUUCUUGACACACAUGUACCAGUAGCAAAACUCUUUAUGCUUAACAACAAUUAAUAAGGUCCCAUUUAGCUCACAGACCACAAUAAAUGCAUGAUAUUUUGACUCACUUGGAAGACUGCAAUAUUUGCUUUUUUGAGACAGUGGUUGGAAUUUCCAAAGUAAUCUCUCUCUCUCCUCUAUCUCACGCUCUCAUUUUUCUAGUCUUCAAAUUUCUCCUAUUCUUUCCUUGUCUGAGUAUCUUUCUUAAUCACCUUCUCAAGUGUCGGGUUACACACCAGGGCUCAUACUCCAGGCUGGCCUGCCAGUGGCCCUGGCCUCUCUCUGACCUGUGCCUCUGGCCUCAGACCAGCUCUACGCUGUCGACAGGCUGUACAGUUGACCGGCUCCAACCAGGGGCCCUCUUCUGCUCCAAGUCUCACCAGACACUGAGCAGAGGCAGCCUGGAGGGACCACAGCCUUGCAACCGUAUUUUUGAUGGCACAGGCCUAGCCUUGGGCCCUGAGGCCAAGAGUAAAACUAGAAGUGCAGUGCGCCCACUCCCCCAAACCUGAGGAGUUUUUCUGGUAGAAGUAGUGUUAGGAAAGGAAAAGGGGACACAGUGGCCUUCACAGAGCAAAGCUUCCCUGUUCCCUGCCUCAGUCAUUGGGGCACGUGGGGUUGGCGGGGCUACUUGUGUACGUGUAAGAUUCACGGUAACCCGCCAAACAAAGAGGCAAAUAGAAGGGGGCUUAUGAAAGUAUUAUUUUUCCUGUCACAGUUAUAAAUUUAAAGACUAAAUAGAAUAAUAAGCUUUAAUGUUGGAAGAGGCCUUAGAGAUCAGGAAAUACAACUUACUCAUUUUGGAAUGGAGGAAUCUUAAAGUGGACAGGUUAACUGAUUUGCAAGUGUCUUGUGCCUUCCAAUCGUGAGUCCUUUCAUAGGAUGUCCGUAAGAUAUGCCAUCUGGCUCUCGCUACCCUCUCUGUUCUCUAUGUACAGUUGGCAUUGAUUUUGCACAGCUGUGUGCCAAAAGCCUGGACUCUGCCUGACAGUCUACCAAUGAAGUAGGAGUGAGCCAACCCCCCACCUCUGGUUCCCUCCUCCCACCACAGAGAGAGUUAGUAGUAUUUAUUAAGCAAGGCAGUUUGUAGGAGCUGUAGAAACAAGAAAUGUGACACAGUUUCUGCUCUUUUAGAGCUCACAGUCCUGUAUUAUCGUAUAUCAUCAGAGGGAGCCAAUUCGGGACCAUGCAGCACUUGCCGAAUUAGAUAUGGUUUCUAGUUUUGUUUCUUCCACUGAUUCUAGUCAAGACUUCGAUCCUUUGUUCUUGGGCCUUAGUUUUCUUAUCCAUCAAAUGAGGAGAUUUGAGUUCUGAAGCCCUUACAUCUGUACAUUCUGUGAGCCACAGUCUCAUGAUACUUUUUAAUUUUGAUUGUCAGGUUUUUGAUCCCUGUUAUUCUUUUUAUUUCAAGAAAUCUUUAGCCAGGAUGUAGGUGCUAAUUGAUUUAUAUGCUGAUAUGAUAGGCAUCUUAGCAAUUUAUUGAACCACAGGCUAGAAAGAGUCUGGAAACAUAUAAUGAUUCAUUUCUUCAAUUCUGAGGCAGGACUAGAUCCCAAACCUAUAUAAAAUAAUUUGGAUUAUUACAUACCUCAUUAUGUUGGUAAAAUAGAAUAUACCUGCUUUUGAAUAUUCAGACUUAGAAAGUAAAUUAGAGGAUGAUUAUUAUAAAAAAGCUUUUGACUUUACAAAGGGAUCUCACAGAAUUCUUUUCAAUAGUGAGUUCCUCUCAUGCAUUUUAAAUGUGGUAUGAUUUCCAGAAGGUUAGUUUAUGUGCAUCAGAAACAAUACACUUGGUUACAUUUACAAUUCAUAGUUCUCUGCAGCAACACUGAGCAUGUGCACACCAAAUAUGCUUUCUGUUACCUAACUGGGAAUUUUCUAUGGUUUGAGAGGUUUUUUUGCCAUUGUGUUGGAAUUUUACGGACCUUUCUUCCCUCACUCUCCAUGUUCCUCCCAAUCUUCAGGCAGCAUUUACUUAUGAAACGAGUAGCUCAAAUAUGGGAAAUCAUCUUUGGCUGUUGGCUGAGUCGCCCAUUUUGGUGAUGAACCUGUGACUGGGGAGGUUGGAACACGGACCACGUCGUGUAGUGGCUUUCUGGAGUGGCAGGAACGCAGACCAUGUAAAAACAGAUGUUGGUGCAAAUUUGAGCACUACCUCUCACUAGUGUUACGCAAGGUACUUGACCCCUCAGCGUCUCAGUUUUUUGUUUGUAAAAUGGGAAUAGUAAUAAUCAUCACAAUGCUGAUAGCACAGGAUAGACGAGAGCAUUAAAUCUUUUCUGAAGGGGCUGACAAAGUAGGCACUCAAUGAAAGCUAGCUCUGCCCUUCCCUUCCUAAUUCAGGGAGCAGUCAGAAAGCAGCAACAAAAUUGCAGCUCUGGGAGCAGCAGUGUCUGAGGCCCCCCGGAGGUUGAGGCAAGCAGGGCAGUGCGCAUUAGCAGGAUGCGGUGGUGGGUAGCCUGGUGUCAUGGUUAAGCCCUUGGCCUCCAGAGCCAGAGAGCCUGGGUCCAACUGUACUAGCUCUGUGAUCUUGGAAAAGGCAUUUAUCUGUUCAGUACCUCAGUUUCCAGGAAACUGAAACUGAGGCAAAUAGCACUUACCUCAUUGCGUUGUUGGAGCUCCUGUGCGUUAGUUUGUGUAAAGAGCUCAGAACAGUCCCUGGCACGUAAGUCUCUGUGUUUGCUAUAGUCUACUACAAUGAAAAUCUUUCUUGGUCAGAGUUUAAUGCAAACUUCAAAAACAUUGCAUGGAAUGACUAUAGGCUUUAUAAAGAAAGCUGAUCUUUUCCAUCCAGGAGCCUGUUUCUGAACAGUGCUUGGCCAGUUUCUUUAAAUGGAGAUAGAUUUGCUCUUAGAAGUCUGCACUAGUCUUCAUCUCUUCCUCUCUCCCUGCAUAUCCACUCUGUACAGCUUUUGUUAUUAAUGUGGAGCAGUUGAAGUCACUGACUUGGGUGCAGGCCAGGCCAGUGUCCUGUGGGCAUGUAUUACUUUCCUAGACUCUGGUCAUGAACAGGAUGAUGGAAGUCAGAGGUACGGGGAAGCUGGGGAAGCUGUCCUUUUAGGCGGCCUGCAUGAAAGGCAUGGAAGAGGAGAUGGUUUGUGUUACGCAGUGGCCGUUUAACCGGAGAUCCAGAUGUCUUGGAAUAUUACAAAAAUGAUCAUGCCAAGAAGCCCAUCCGUAUUAUUGAUUUAAAUUUAUGUCAGCAAGUUGAUGCUGGAUUGACAUUUAACAAAAAAGAGUUUGAAAACAGCUACAUUUUCGAUAUCAACACCAUUGACCGUAUUUUCUACUUGGUAGCAGACAGUGAGGAGGAAAUGAAUAAGUGGGUUCGUUGCAUCUGUGACAUCUGUGGGUUUAAUCCUACGGAAGAAGAUCCUGUGAAGCCAUCUGGCGGCUCCUCACAAGCACCAGUGGAUUUACCUUUGGCUAUAAAUACAGCACCACCAUCCACCCAGGUGGAUUCCUCCUCGGCUGCUCUGCCUCCUCCGUAUCAGCUCAUUAACCUUCCACCACAUCUGGAAACUCUUGGCAUCCAGGAGGAUCCUCAAGACUACCUCCUGCUAAUCAACUGUCAAAGCAAGAAGCCUGAACCCACCAGCCAAGGGUCAUCUUUUGUUUCUGAAGAAGGAGAGGAAUAUCUACUCCUAGAAGAUUUUGAAAGCAAAACGAGUCCAUUGCAAACACACGCUGAUUCUGCCAAAUCCACCUCUUCUGAAACAGACUGCAAUGAUAACGUUCCUUCUCAUAAAAACCCUGCUUCCUCCCAGAGCAAACAUGGAGUAAAUGGCUUUUUUCAGCAGCAAAUGAUGUAUGACUCUCCACCGCCUCGUGCUGCAUCUGUUUCUGUAGACUCGAGCCUUUAUAACCUGCCCAGGAGUUAUUCCCACGAUGUUUUACCAAAGGUGUCCCCAUCGAGUACCGAAGCCGAUGGAGAACUGUAUGUUUUUAAUACCCCAUCCGGGACAUCGAGCGUAGAGACUCAGAUGAGGCAUGUGUCUAUUAGUUAUGACAUUCCUCCAACACCUGGUAAUACUUACCAGAUUCCACGAACAUUUCCAGAAGGAACCUUGGGACAGACGUCAAAGCUAGACACUAUUCCAGAUAUUCCUCCACCUCGGCCACCGAAACCACAUCCGGCUCAUGACCGAUCUCCUGUGGAAACGUGCGGCGUCCCACGCACGGCCUCAGACACUGACAGUAGUCACUGUAUCCCUAUAGCAGGGGUGCCGCCAUCUCGUAGCAAUACCAUCUCCACCGUGGAUUUGAACAAGCUGCGAAAAGAUGCUAGUUCUCAAGACUGCUAUGAUAUCCCACGCACAUUUCCAAGUGACAGAUCUAGUUCACUUGAAGGCUUCCAUAACCACUUUAAAAUCAAAAAUGUAUUGACGGUGGGAAGUGUAUCAAGUGAAGAACUGGAUGAAAAUUAUGUCCCAAUGAAUCCCAACUCUCCGCCACGACAACAUUCCAGCAGUUUUACGGAACCAAUUCAGGAAGCAAACUAUGUGCCAAUGACCCCAGGGACGUUUGAUUUUUCUUCAUUUGGAAUGCAAGUUCCCCCUCCUGCUCACAUGGGCUUCAGGUCCAGCCCAAAGACCCCUCCCAGAAGACCAGUUCCUGUUGCAGACUGUGAACCACCCCCCGUGGAUAGGAACCUCAAGCCAGACAGGAAAGGUCAGAGUCCUAAAAUUUUAAGACCCAAACCCCAUGGUUUAGAGCGAACUGAUUCACAAACCAUAGGUGACUUUGCUACAAGAAGAAAGGCCAAGCCAGCACCUUUAGAAAUAAAACCUUUGCCAGAAUGGGAAGAAUUACAAGCCCCAGUUAGAUCUCCCAUCACUAGGAGUUUUGCUCGAGACUCCUCUAGGUUUCCCAUGUCCCCCCGGCCAGAUUCAGUGCACAGCACAACUUCGAGCAGUGACUCGCACGACAGUGAAGAGAAUUAUGUUCCCAUGAACCCAAACCUGUCCAGUGAAGACUCGAAUCUUUUUGGCAGUAACAGUCUCGAUGGAGGAAGCAGUCCUAUGAUCAAGCCCAAAGGAGACAAGCAAGUGGAAUACCUAGACCUAGAUUUAGAUUCCGGGAAAUCCACGCCACCACGUAAGCAAAAGAGCAGUGGCUCAGGCAGCAGCGUAGCAGAUGAGAGAGUGGAUUAUGUUGUGGUUGACCAACAGAAGACCCUGGCUCUGAAGAGCACCCGGGAAGCCUGGACAGACGGCAGACAGUCCACAGAGUCGGAAACGCCAACCAAGAGUGUGAAAUGAAAAUAUUGCCUGCCAUCUCUGAACACAGGAGAACUGAAUUGUAAAGAUAAAUCUUGUUUGACUGAAGAUGAUUUGACACUUCUACUCUAGGUAGAUCCUCAGACGAGUAGAGUUGAAGUCAAAGGACCCUCCAGACGUAAUCAAGCAACUCUGACUGUAAAUGGUGCUUUGUGGUAUCUGAACAAUUCAUAACAUGUAAAUAAUGUGGGAAAAUAGUAUUGUUUAGCUCCCAGAGAAACAUUUGUUUUAUAGUUAACACACUUGUAGUAUUACUGUAUUUAUGCACUUUUUCAUUUAAAGCAUUGGUUUGGGUAUUCCCAAAUGUACUUAACAUAAUUCCUUUGGGAGUUCUUGUUUGUCCUCACACUACUCUGAUAACAUUAUUAAGUUAACUGAGCUACUUUUAGAUUGGGAAAUUGCUCUUUAAACUGCAGUCUAACAACAUUAAAAUGAGAAGUAGAUUCACAGUUUACCUUUCUACCUGAAACUUCAGGUGGGUGGUAACCAUUAGCCUACAACUAGAGAGUAUAGUUGGACUCAGCAUUCAUUGCCUUCCAAAGGGCUGGGGGCAGUGUAUGUACUGGUGUCAGGCCCUAGUUCUCUGAUUCAUGUACAUUUAGUUUGCAUUGGUGGAUCUGUAUCAUAUUUUGUUAAUUCCAGUGUUUUUGGCUCAAUGAAUGAGGAUUCUGCCAGGUGAGAUCUUGCACCUUGGAAAGACUGAAUAAUUAUACUCUCAAGUAAGCCUACAAAACUGAUGGCAUAGGGUGAUAUUUGCUGUCACACUUAUUAACAUGUAUGAAACUUUACAUUACUUGCAGAAGAUAGAUUAUAUAACGAAUCAGGUACGUACCAGGCACUGAUGUGCUAAUACACUGAUCAGGUUUAGACAUGGAGCUUUAGCUGUGUUCCUGUUAGUCCUAAUAUUGGUUUCCAGUUUGGAAUUAAUGAAACAGUGAACAUUCACUGUUAGUUAUAGCAACAUACUGUGAUUUUUAAUUAGACAGCAAUUCAGAUUUAUUACUCUCAGAAUGAAAUUUAAUCUUUUGACACCAUAGUGCCCUAUGAUUUUUUUUUAACUUUACUUAAUAUUCUUCUUGGCCUUAUAUUUAAAUCCCUAUGCAAUUAAUAUUUUAUAUCUGCCUUUGUUAAAUAAAAUAGAUGUUAUAUAAAUGAUUCUCAUAUGUAGCACCUAUUGCUUUUCCAGUAAAAGAACUAAGGAUUUUGUACUGUGAUUUAUAUUCACUGCCCCAAUUCAAGAAAUGUUGGCGCCUUGCUAUAAUGUGAAAUCUUAGAGCCAUGGACCUCUUCCAACCAGAUUUCUGAAACCACCAGAGGAACCAUGGUUCUGGCUCAUGUAUAACGUGGUCCUGUGACGUGGAUAUCAAGACCACAAAUUAUAUAUAGUGAGGCUACAAUUGUAUUGAUCUGUCUUGGCUUUGCAAUGUAAUUUAGAAAGCAGGUAUAGUAGUUUGUCUGUUUGUUUGUUUGUUAACUACAUACAAUCUCUUAUGUGUUGAUUUGAGACUUAACAGUUUUGGGAGGGGGCAUAGAGAUAGGAGUGCCCGCAGCUGAGGCAUGGCUUCCUCAUUCUGACCUCUACCUGUUGCCUGACUCGACAGAUGUGCCCUGAUUUCUGGCCUCUUGGCCAUAGUACUGUGCCUAAUCAACGUCAUGGGUUUAUUUUCCCAUUCCACGAACUAAAAAUGUUCAUAACAAGAUGAAUUGUAGACUCGUAACAUUUGAUGCUUUUAAAUGUUUGCUUCUUUUUAAACAAAAACUAAAACCCAAAAGUGAAUUUUGAGGUGGAUUUUUAAAUAAAAAAGAUUGUUUGAGUUCGGUGUGUGCAAGCUGUUUUAUAAUGAAACCACAAAAUCUGAAAUCAUUGAAAUGUGCCUAAACUAUCAAAACGCACAAGCCAGUUGAUGUGUGAAGAUACUAAUUGUGUUAUGUGGAGGACACACAUAUUUUGAGAUUUAAAACACAACAAUAAAUAUAUUACUAAUUCAAAAAUAGAAAUCUUCUUUAAAGCUGCCUAUCAGAAGAGUCUAAGGCAAUUAUGAAUUUUUUAGUGUAAUUUCUCCUUAAUUUUUUACGUUAUUUUUUAAGACAUGCAACUCUCUAGUUUAUAGAAAAUUUUCCCAUUAUGCAGAGUAAUUUAAGAAUUGAAAUGUAUUUGGCAGUUUACUUGAAAACAAAAUCACAUUGAACAUUAUUGACAAAUUAAAAGACAGUUUCUUAUAGAGCAGUAUUUUCUAAACAUGUUUUAGCACUAAAAUCUUUUUUAAAUGAAAUUUUGUGUAACUCCAAUACAUAAAGCCUGAAAAGUCCAUUUUAUCAGUAUAAAUGUAUUUUGAGUUCACAUUUGUGUUUACUUAUCUUAAUCCAUUACUAAGAAUAAAAUUUCUGAAUAACACAAAUGUGAAAUUGAGGUUAUAGAUAGUUGCCAAAAAACCUCAGCAGCCAAUUUAUUUCUGUACCUUGUUUUAUUUGCAUACUAUCAAGAAAAUUGUGAUUCACACAAACAUAAGUAAGUGCAAAUAAUAAGGGUUUUAAACCCACAUCUCAGGAGGCUCUUUAAUUAGAGAUAACUGAAGUUGUAUUCUAAGGUUCAUACAAAAAUAAAUUAUCCUGGUAGUAGAAGUUAAUACAUAAUUAGUCUCCAGUAUGAUAAAAUAGGCGUAUGUGACUCAUUAGAAUGUGCAUUUUUAUUGUUUUAUUUAAAAUAAUGCACUUAUAAAAAUGAAAUUUGAGUCAAACUCUUUUAAUACCCCAGUCACCUUCAAGAAGCUGAGUUUUGGCCAGACAUCAGUUGAAAACCACUGAUUAAGCGUGUGACAGUUACGUUAUAAAUCAGAAGUCUUUCUCCCACAUGUUUGAUGUUCUCUGCCUUUUAUUCCUUGUUUUGAAAAACUAAAAUUUUAUGAAGGUUUGAAUACCAAAGUACAGUUCUGCUUUCAAAAAUCAAAAUUCAAACUUGAAUAAUUUAAGCUAUUUGACCCACAGAAGGUAGUAAGCUACAAAAGAUUGUUUUUAUCUAAACUCUAGUUUAUACAUUUUCAUCUUUAUUUUUGUCAAUAUAUAUAAGCUACUGUGAGCAUUUUAGAGAAUUCCAUAAAGGUACUAUGAGUGUGUGUGCGUAUAUAGCAUUGUAUUUAAUCAUAAACUAAUUUGAUAUAGAAAUACUGCUAUACUGGUACAUUAAGGUCAUAAGUCAUAAUUUCUUUUGGACUCUUUUUACAUUUAACUAAUGGGCGUCACUAUCUCCAUAUUCAUAAAUGCAUUUAAACUGGAAAUUGAACACCAGUGUUUGUUUGGGUUUUUUUUUCUACUAGUGGGAAAUUGUCUGCUUUCCCCUUUUAGUGAAAACAGUAUUUUUUAUAUUUUGUUAAAAUGUUAGCUACUUUAUGCCUGUACACUAUACCAUAGACAUUGAUCAUAAUUCUUGGAUAGUCCCAAACACUCUUAGUGCCUCUUUAUGUGGCCCAUUGAAAUAUUGGUAUUAGUAUCUUGAAUGAAUACAAAGCCUUUAGAAUUUUAGAAACAAUGCAGUGGGCAUCCUUCCUGUUCCUCUCUUUGGGUCAUUUUGGUAGGUCUUGUCCUCCAUUGUCAGGUAAGCAAUCAGGCCAAUGACAGGGAUUGUACAUACGACCAAAUCGAGUGGAUGCACAGAGAGAGAGAUAUAUGCUAGAAUAAGAAUUAUUGUCAAUAGCAUUGGAUAUGUUAUUUGUAAAUCUGUAUAUAAUUUAAAAUACUGACAACUAUGAGAUGAAAAGCCAUGGUGUAAAUGAACAUUGUAGACAUCGUGGACUUGAUGUGAUGAGAAAUCGCUUGUCAGGUUGUGGAGGUAAUUGGUUUUAGUCUGACAAAAUAUGUUUGUAUACUACUACAGCUUGAAAUAGUUUGUCUUCUCUUCCAUAGACUUAUCUUUAAGUUCAGUAUAAUGUCUGUUAUGAAUUUUACAAAAUAUUUAGUUAAGCCAUUACCACAGUUUCUGCUUCUUUUACUUAAAGAGAGAAGGUUUUGUGUGAGUUCUCGUAACCUAAAUUGAUUGUUGAUGAUCAUCCCAAAUUUCAACAGCAAAAUCUUAUGUCUAAAUUUAUUUCUCCCCUCUUGCACAUUUUCUUUUGUAAAGAUCCAAUUGUAGAUAUUUUCUGCUACCAAAUAAAACUUUUCAAACAAUUUGG